ACCAUUUGUUAGAGCGGCAAAUGACGUGCCCCUGAAUUCACAUCUGGUGGCGUGGCGGAGUCUGGUGCCCAUUACCAGUCUCCCACAGAUUUCAAUAUGGCAGCUGUCUGGGCGAGUUAAAUCACCGCGCUCGCAUCUUCCUCCUUUCACAAGUUCUGUUCGCGCACAAAUCUCAAAAUGCCAACAGUGGUACUUCUUGAUGUCUCGCUUUCCAUGCUACGGCGUGUUCAAACACCUGAAGAUGAGUUAAUGGAACGCCGUCACCUAGCCAUCCGCGGACUUCACGUUUUCUUUGACUACUUAUCUAGCAAGUUUAAGUUGGAAUUCUCAGCUUUGUUGGCAUUUUCCUCUCUGUGGGAGAUUGUUGUACCGUUUACCAGAGAUUAUCAAGCACUGAAACAGGGCUGUAUAACAGUGGAUGUCUACGACAAGACAAGUUUUGACAAUGGUUUUAGUGGUGUUGUCGGCCAUGUUAUUGAAGAGUGGGGCACCUCUGUGCCAUGUCAGGUGAUCCUUGUCACAGAUGGCCGCACGGGGUCUGGUCAGGGAUCGCUUAAGGAGCUUUUAGAAGGGAAGAGGAAGGGAAAUCCUGACCAACCUUCGCCGUUUCCCAUCCCAUUUCCUUGUAAAAUACACGUUGUAUGCAUUGCAACAGUAAGUGAAUUGGGAGGGGAUCUGAUGCUGUUUCAGAGACUUUGUGAUUCCACUGGUGCAGGAGGAAGUGUUUAUGUGCCUGACAUGCCACUUAGUGUCCAGUCAAUCCAGAAUGUUUUUAAGCGUCUUGCUCAAACUCAUUACAUAAGCUAUGAGGGAACUCUGUCAUGUGGGCAUUUGCAAUCCAAAAUAACACUGUCACCGGCACCAGAUUUAACAAGCAUACUUGAGACAUCUAAGAAAACCACAGGCCAAGAGAAGACAAGGAGAAUGCCGAAUGAGCUGUCAAUAUGUGGUUUUCUUGAUGUGGCAGAUGCUGGAAGUCCACCACACAUAUCCCGUCAUCUUGUGAUUCCAGUUCCAACAUCAUCUGCAGAUAGCAAGGAUAAAGAAGGAGGAAAGGAGGCUGUUAGAGACACUGAUGAGGAUGGUAAAACUCCCUCCUUCUGUGUACUUCUACAUGGAAGUUUGAAAGUGGAGAAAAUGGUGGCUAUUGUCAUGUUAGACUCUGACUGGUUUGGAAUGCUUCAUUCUUGGGCAGACAGCAAAAAGAAGUCCAAUCUUGUUCUCACAACAUUCUUUCCUGGAGAAAACAACAUUUCCUGGCUAGGCAAUAUGCAGAAACUUGGUCCAGCUGCAGAACUUGACGCCAAUCCAUAUCAGGCUUCUGACAAUGAUGAAUCUGAGACAACACCUUUCCCAGUUUUGCCAAGUCAAAGGAGAAGCUACAAUUCACAAGCCAAUGUUGUGUGGAUCAAGCCCAGUGGACUACAGUCUGAUGUCCAAAAGCUGUUACGCUAUGCCAAGAGACUUCCUGAAAAGCAGGGACAAUUUUAUAAGGAACUAAACAGACUACGCCGUGCGGCCUUGUGUUAUAGUUACUUGGGCCUUUUGGAUGUACUGGCGAGCAUGUUAGACAAAGAAUGUCACAAAGCAACUGCCGAGGUAGCUCACCAGCUACAACAUGCCUCUCAGAGUCUCAGAAGUGCUACAAGUUUGGAUUUAAACAAGCCUAUCACUCCAGCUCAAGAUUAAACCUGCUGUUGAUUAAAUUGUGAGAUGUAAACAUCAUUUUGGUUUUACUGUGACAAUCACAGUUUAAUUUAAUUGGAAACUUCCAAGGCAGAGUUAAAUACAGAUCUAGAUCUAUAUAUGCAAUGGUUGGUUCAUAGCUCGAAAACAGUACUGUUUUUCAACUGUUACCAUCUGUUUUUUUGUUUUUUGGCACAGCACACACACUUAGUGUGUUUACUGAACACAGCUUACAUGAAGAGAGCCAUAGUAACAGGUAUUAAAAGUCAAUUAUUACACGACUCGGGCAGUCAGAGGGCCAAUAACUAAAAUCAACCAAUCAAAAUGCUCUA
This is a messenger RNA of Stylophora pistillata, 2018 nucleotides long. Its product is annotated as integrator complex subunit 14. Gene Ontology annotation, cellular component: integrator complex. The record is from RefSeq and is a predicted model, not a curated record. Lineage: Eukaryota; Metazoa; Cnidaria; Anthozoa; Scleractinia; Pocilloporidae. Gene Ontology annotation, biological process: snRNA 3'-end processing.